AGCUCAAAAUGGGGGGGAAGAAAGAUUGCGAAAAGCUGAACUGGGAGGAGUCUUAGCUGCUGUCGAAGGCUUCUGUCAAGCGAACCUGCCCGGACAAUCUUAUUUAACUUAAAACAUUUUCUAGUUGUGACAUCCGCGUUGAAGUAGCCAGGUGUAUCCUCUUUUCUUCAGCAUCCACCUCCCUGAAUUUCUCCUGGUCUCCAUAGCAACCAAGAGGGUGGACAAGGGAGGAAGUUAAACCUACUUUCCCGCUUGUCUGGACAGAGAAACACUAUCUUACAAUGUCUGCUCCAGGUUACCCAUCCCCCAACCAGGCUCCAUACCCCAUGCCCCAACCAGGCAGUUACUCCAUGAGCCCCUACCCUGUGCCACAGGGAGGUUAUGGUGAUCCAAGCCAUGCCCCCCCGCCUGCAGGCUUCAACAUGGGCUACCCGCCCCAACCACAACCUGGGCAGCCCAUCAUGUACCAGCCAGCAGGUCAUGGUCCCAUGCCAGAUUACGGAGGUCCAAACAUGGGUUCCCCUGGAGGCAUCUCCCCUGCCCCAGCUCUGGCUCCAGCUCCAGCAUCCGUUCCUGUUGGUGUGCCACCUGGGCUGGAGUACCUAACCCAGGUUGACCAGAUCCUUAUACACCAAAAGGUCGAGCUUCUGGAGGCAUUCAUUGGUUUUGAAACCAACAACCAAUAUGAGAUCAAGAACAGCUUGGGCCAGAAGAUCUACAAGGCCAAGGAGAAGAACGACUGCUGCACCAGGAACUGCUGUGGCGCCCUGCGCAGCUUCGACAUGAAGAUUAAAGACAACACGGACCGGGAGGUCAUCCGCCUCAUACGGCCCUACCGCUGCGCCUCCUGCUGGUGCCCCUGCUGCCUGCAAGAGCUUGAGGUGCAGGCUCCACCGGGCACCACCAUAGGCUAUGUGUCACAGGACUGGCACCCCUGUGUUCCCAACUUCUCCAUUCAAGGGGCCAACAGGGAAACCGUGAUGAAAUUGGAGGGGCCCUGCUUCGCCUGCAACUGCUGCAGCGACGUCAACUUUGAGUUGAAGGGGAAAGAUGGUGGCAAAUCGAUUGGUCGAAUCAGCAAGCAGUGGAGCGGUCUUCUGAAGGAGGUCUUCACCGACACAGAUAACUUUGGUAUCCAGUUCCCCCUCGAUAUGGAUGUGAAGAUGAAAGCCGUGCUCAUGGGAGCCUGUUUUCUCAUUGACUUCAUGUUCUUUGAGAAAGUGGGCGAAACAAACCAGCGCAAUACUGUUUUCUCGUAACGUGGAGAGAGAAGGAAAGUCAAUUCUUGCCCGUUUCCAAAGGAUUUUGGAAUUUGCCAUAUUGCCAGUCCUGGAGUUUUUAUUUUAUACCUACAAAACUGGAGUAUUUGUCUGAUGAUGAUCUGCAGUUUAGCCAAACACAGCCUUCAUGCAGUCUUCUACAUUUGUGUCAAUGGAGAAGUCAGCAACCAGAUUUUGGAUGUUUUUUGUACUGGGUUUCUAGUCCUUUCUACGUAGUGUACUUGUCCAUGUUUUAUUGUAAGGGUUUCAUAUCUAUUAAUUACGUGUGGGGUUCACUUGACACUUAAAUAUUUAUUCUUCAGGUAAACCAGUCACAUGCAUCAGAAUUGUCUUGGAUUGUCUGUUGAAAUUUGUAUCCAUCAUUAUUCGUUCAACUAUUCAAGUGUGUAUAUUCAUCCUCAUUUGUCUUCUGAUGAUGUGCCUCAUGUCUCCCUUUAUCUAAUUAUUCUAUGAUUAUCUAGUUCAUAUAUCAAAGCUAUUAAAGGGUUUACAUGUGCAAUAUUGUAGUGUCAUAGCUGCCGUGUUUGUAGAAUUGCUAAUUACAUGAUGUUUAUACCAGGGGCGUAGCCAGAAAAAUAUUUUUGGGUAGGCCUAGAAAAAUAUGGAUAGGCAUCUUUUCAGUUUUUUUUUUACUUAUUUACUUUGCGAUGUGCACUCUGUGCAUAAUUUUUCGGAGAUAUUUUCGUCUUUAGGUAGGCCUUAGAACAAAUUGGGUAGGCCUGUGCCUACCCAGGCCUACCCGUGGCUACGCCCCUGGUUUAUACACACAUAUAUAUCAUCCGCCCCCAAAUUGUCACCUCUAGUGUGAAGCGGUGGUGCAAUAGGGAGAAUAGGAAAAGAUUUUGACGUGUAGGAAAAUUAGGCAACUGAAAGCAUUAUCAAAGUACUCUUAAGAAGCUGUUAAAUGUGUUUUUGGCUGCUUUACUCUGCUUUACUCUACCUCUUGGCUUGUCUUUCUUUCUGAAAGUCGCAUGUUGCACAUUUCUACUGAGUGCCUACCCAAUGUAAACAUGUAGGCGUUUUCCCAGUCUGUGAGUGCAGUAUGUUCUGUGUAGGUCUACAUUCUGUAUGUAUCUCACUGUGUGUGCCAUCUUAACACCAAUGCAACUGUGCUGGUCGUGCUGUUGCUCUGGAGAAUGGCAAUGGUCGUCUCCCUCCUCUUCUGAGGAUGGGUGGACUACAAGGCAGGUUUGGAAUCUAGGUCAAAAAAAGGAAGGAAAACGAUAGUGACAGAGGGGCGAAUGGGAAGUGAAAAGAAGGAAAAGGACCUAAUAGGGCUUACAUUUCAAAUGAAGGAACUCCCCAUUAGUCGAGGGAUAUGUGCUACUUUCCCUUGUUGGAGUUUAGUGAAACUAGAGAGGACAUGCCGUGACAUGUUUGUGGGAAACGAGUCAAUGGGCUGAUCAGGUCAAGAAGAGCUACAUUGGUGCCUAACGGAAGAAAAGAUGGUUUCAGUGUAAUCUAAAGAUGUUGAAAGCAUAGUUUAACUGUUUAAAGCAGCGUUUGUUUAACCAAGCCUUUGUCACAUGCAUUUUACUUACGCUUGUCACAUCAGAUUUCAUGGUUGUGCCUGUACUGAGGGUUUGGUUAUUUUAUUUCAAAAAGUAAUAACUGAAAUGUUUCUUUUGUUGUUUUUUUCCAGACUUUUUUUGUGUACGUUUUAUUCAACCAUUGCUACUGUUUUAUAAGUCUAUGAUAAAGUUAUAUGUUCUCUGCUUCCAUUUUAGCAUGACCACUAACAAGGAAAUGUCAAAGGACAACAAAAGGAAGUUGUCAGACUUGUGAAAUAUUUGCCUUCUCACCACUCCUGUUUGUGAUAUGUCGGCAUUUGGAUAUGAGGUAAUUGUUCAUUACCUGCUUUGCCGUGCUAAACUUACAUGUAAAUGUUUGUUUAUUCAUACUAUUAAUGUCAAACAUAAAGUGCCAUUUAAAGAUG
This is a messenger RNA of Osmerus eperlanus (European smelt), 3216 nucleotides long. RefSeq names its product phospholipid scramblase 2-like. Lineage: Eukaryota; Metazoa; Chordata; Actinopteri; Osmeriformes; Osmeridae. Gene Ontology annotation, biological process: plasma membrane phospholipid scrambling. The record is from RefSeq and is a predicted model, not a curated record. The transcript is spliced from 8 exons. Gene Ontology annotation, molecular function: phospholipid scramblase activity. Gene Ontology annotation, cellular component: plasma membrane. The coding region runs from base 282 to 1259 and encodes 325 amino acids.